CGGGGCGAGUACGUCACGACACUCAAUCUCAGUCAGAUGCAGGGGAUCAGGGCAGACUUCGCAAUAUUUACAGUCAGAAACAGGGUUAAGUUGACCCUGGUCUGCCACCAGGUGCAGUGGCCUGAAACCCACUGAGGAGGCCUUGCAGGGUGGGAAGAAGAAGGAUGAGUGGAAAGAGAUAUCUUCUGAAAGUAAUCCUGCUUGGAGAUGGUGGAGUAGGCAAGUCCUCCUUGAUGAAUCGCUAUGUCACAGACCGUUUUGACUCCCAGUCCUUUCACACCAUUGGUGUGGAGUUCCUUAACCGGGACUUGGAGGUGGAUGGGCGUCUGGUCACUCUUCAGAUCUGGGACACAGCCGGUCAGGAGCGCUUCAAGUCAUUGCGCACACCCUUCUACCGAGGUGCCGACUGCUGCCUGCUCACAUUUGCAGUGAAUGAUCUGCAGAGCUUCCAGAACCUCGGCUGCUGGAAGAAGGAGUUCAUGUACUACUCUGAUGUUAAAGACCCUGAGCGGUUCCCCUUUGUGGUGCUUGGCAAUAAGGUAGACAUGGAGCAGAGGGAGGUGGGGGAAGAUGAGGCUCGGGCCUGGUGUGAGGAGAACGGCUGCUGUCCUUACUUUGAGACUAGUGCUAAAGAUGACACUAAUGUGACUGCUGCAUUUGAGGCAGCUGUCAGGGAGGUUCUGGCUGCUGAGGACCAGAUUGAUCAUACACUACUGAGCAGUACCAUUGAUCUCCAUGGUAACCGUAAAACCUCUAGAUCAUCUUGCUGCUAAAAGCACAGGUCUCAAUCCUCUUUGUUCUGAUCUCUGGCUGAAACUUGCCAGUGUGGUAGGUUUUAAGAUGAGGUGAUACAUUGUUUAUGGUACGCAAACUUUACCACAGGUUCAAGGUACUGAGUACAGCAUCGACUAAAGAUAAUAUGGGUGAGCUACAGCUGCUUUGAGGAUGGUGGUUUUAGCUGGUGUCUUGAUUGGUGAAAUACUGCUCAAAUGAAGGUACAGGCAAAUGGUAAAAGGCAUAUUCAUUCAAUCUUUUGUGCUCUAUCUGCUUUGAAUGAUUUUGUACAAAAUGCUUUUACUCAGCUUCAACUUCGAAAAUACAUUUUAAUGCAAUUAAGCAUUUUCUUCCCUUAAUGAAUUAAAACAGUGGAAGAGAGAAUAUACCAGCUGUUGGAGCUGCUCUAUUGUCUGUCCUUAUACAGAGUUUUCUGAGGUUUUAAAACUAUUGAUAACAACAUUGCAUUCUCUUUUUAUCAGCUGUUAUUAGCUAAUGUAUUUUCUUAACACAGUGGCUUUGUGUGAUAUUUUCCCAAUAUUGAGCUUGAGGUCUCCCAACAUCACUGGUCUAAUAUAUUUGAGGUACAGGGACUUUUAAUAACUGCUGCACUGAAAAGGAAGAUUAUCUUAUCUGUUUUCAAAAGGAAGGGAAUUAUAAGCUUGAGAUUUUGCAGCAAUGACCAUACGCAUUGCGUACGAGCUAAUGUGGCAUGCAUUAAUUUAAUUAAUGGUUUUACCGCUGCACUAUGUUGUAGCUGGGUGUGUCAGGGAAUCAGCCUUUAUUGUUUUGUUUUUUUUCUGGGACUGUUUACUUAACCAGGACAGUUUGUAUCACAUUAUUUUCUGGUAGUACUACCUCUUGUAGUCUUGAUAAAUUUUUUUCUCUGUGGAGCUCACAUUCGUCCUUCAAAAUGUGCUCUUUGAAGAUUUUUUUUUAUUACAUUUAUGAAAUUUUUACAUUAGGCUUCAUUAUUUGAACUAGGACAGAUUAAAGUCUUUUUCUUUCUGAGCAGAAGAAGUUGCAAUUAUAAAUGGCAUCUUUAUAAUCCUGUGUCUGUCUUGUUGAUUACGUAGUAGGCCUUAACAUUCCAGUCUUUUAGCUUUGCCUUGCCUGAGGGUCCCCCCGUGCAUUACUGAUAAAUGACAUAUGCCAUGUGCUGUCAGUGUGGUCAUUACAGGUCUCAGCUGAAUGUAAAAUAGCUUACGCAGAGUCAUUACUUCCAGAAUGUGGAUUGUUCAUCACUUGUCUUCUCCAUUCAUAUAGUAUUUAGGGAGACAUUCUGAGUAUUCCAACAACUAACUAAUGUUUACUUCUGGUUUUCAACUACGAGGUGCUUUUAUGUCUAUAUAUUUAAAUACCCAUUUACUUGCCACAGGUACAUUCAUUUUGGUUUUCCCAGUGUUAUUGUGUUUUUUUCCAGGGGGUUUGUGUUUUUCUGUAUAGUUCUAAACUCACCUGUGAUUGAUUAAACUGAAUCAGUGUCAUCACAAUUUUGAUUUCCAAAUAAUAUUUUCGGUUUCGCUUUCUCAAACAACCAAUCUUAGAAAAUGUUUUCAUUUUAUCCCUGCAGAGUCGUUCUGCUCCUUAUUACAGCCUCGUGUUGUCGCACCUUCCUGAGUUAUGUUGAUCUUUUCCUCUCUCAGCCUCUGAAGACAGUUUACCUUCCAAGUUACAAACGUAUAGUAUUUCAGUGCAUGUUCAAACUAAUGGUGAAUAUAACAAAAGCUUCACUGAGAAAGUGAAUCUAAUUCAAUCAGGUACUGUUACAUUCUAUACUGGAGCUCACAAUGUAGUUGAUAUGAUUGCUGUUUUAAUUUUAUAAUGCAUUUUUUAAACCUCCAAACUUUUGAGGGAAACUUUACUGUGAACUGAGUUGGGCAUUUUGAGAAAUCCAGGCUGUUAGCCUAAAUUAACUCAAAGCAAAAAUGAGGGCUGUUAGCUUUGACAGUAUUAAUGUUUUUUGUGAUUUACCAAGACAUUGUUACAAUAUUGUGUGUUUUAUCCCAUUUGGACAAAGUUUACCUGAAAGCCAACUUAGAUGAGAAUCCUAUACCCUGGUAUUUGCUGGUGGAAAAACUUUUGAUAAGUUGCUAAUGCCAGUAUUUCUCUUUUCUUCAUACGUUUCUGUAAUAUUUAUGAAUGUAAUAAUGCUUUCUGUGGUCUGCUCAAAUUAAUGGCUUAUGUAAAUUGCAAAGUGCAUUCAUUUUAUAAUGUUGAGAAAUGACAGUGAACAUCUGUUUCACGAUCAGUGCUCAACCUAUGAGUGUAAUUCAAGCUGUGUGAAAGUCAGACUGUUCUUAUGUGUUGAUCUAAUGGACAACUUCCCUUACUCCUCUCUUUGCACUACUGAGGAUAAGACUACGGGGAAUAUUCUCCAGCACUUGGCUUCAAAUAAAACAUGCAUCGUACCAAAUGGAGACACCAGAUAUUGUAGAGUUUUUGUGAUUAUACUUAAACACCGUUAUUUCUUUAAAAAAAAAAGCCAUUUGAAAGUUUUUUUUUUACUCUGUCAAAUGUUUGGCUUCUAUCCAUCCUUUGUGUCAUCAAUAAUAGAAAAUGUGGAUGUUAAAAUUUGACCUGAAAAUGCUUCUUACUUAGAUGUCAUCAUUGAUGUGUCACUGUAUGACCAAGGAUGUUAAUGAUUCUGAGAACCCACAAACACUGUUCUUCUUCAUUAAAAACAAACAUCAAACAUG
Molecule: messenger RNA, 3473 nt
Organism: Melanotaenia boesemani (Boeseman's rainbowfish)
Lineage: Eukaryota; Metazoa; Chordata; Actinopteri; Atheriniformes; Melanotaeniidae
Gene: rab9b
Product: RAB9B, member RAS oncogene family
Exons: 2
Coding region: 165-773 (202 amino acids)
Biological process (GO): Rab protein signal transduction; retrograde transport, endosome to Golgi
Cellular component (GO): phagocytic vesicle; late endosome; lysosome
Molecular function (GO): GTP binding; GTPase activity
Source: RefSeq, a predicted model, not a curated record